AUGGUGGAUUGUCUCUCAUUCUUAACCGUUGGAUCAACUGAUCCAAGCCCUACCCAAACGUGUUGUGGUGGGAUCAAAACGGUUCUUGAAUAUAGUCCUAAGUGUCUUUGCUCUGCGUUAGAGAGUAGUCGUGACAUGGGAUUCGUACUAGAUGAUAACAAAGCUCUUGCCCUGCCAAAAAUUUGCAACGUCCCCAUUGAUCCUCAUUGUGAUGUAUCUACUCUCUCUGCAUCAACACCAAUUUCUUCGCCGGUAGAGCCGCCUACGACUUCACCACCGUCUUCCACAAAGUCGCCGGCCAUAAUCCGUUCACCACCGCCUGUUAGCCACUCAUCACCGCCUGUUGGCCACUCAUCACCGCCGGUUAGCCACUCAUCACCGGCACGGGAAGUCUCAUCAUCGACAAUGACCGCUUCAUCGCCUGCAGCAACUUCACCAUCACCUUCACCAUCAGUAUCUAGUACCGGGAUCUUAUCAGUAUCCAAACUAGUCCUAGCUGUUGUUAUUGUUUCUUCUUUUGACUUUAACGUGGUUCACCAAUGUUGUACCCACGAUCUGUCAUCUCGGGCAAUAGGCGAAGGGCCUAGGCCGGACGCGUCUAAUGGGCCAGGAAUAUGCUACUGGUCAGCCCAUCGGGCCCGGAGAAAGGAGGAGAGUGCGGAGACGCUUCGUGUUGGUCAGCUCGCAGCUCGAGCUCGGUCAAAGAUUCUUGCAUUCAAGAGGAUUAAUUAG
Molecule: messenger RNA, 732 nt
Organism: Camelina sativa (false flax)
Lineage: Eukaryota; Viridiplantae; Streptophyta; Magnoliopsida; Brassicales; Brassicaceae
Source: RefSeq, a predicted model, not a curated record